AUGGCUACUCUGCUAUGGGGUUACCUUCGUAUACCCUUCAUAUUCGCUUCUGGCUUGGGCAUGGUACUUAGUAGCGGCCUUUUCUACUACCAGAAGUAUGUCUUCUGUUUUCGUUUGACUUCUGCUUCUGACUCGACCNNGAGUGAACUCAUCUAUCCUCGGAACAUCCCCGCGAAUGCUCGUACCGACGUCCCAAGGCCAUCGCAGCUAGGUCUUGAUGCCGAAGAACUCACUCUACCUACACCAGAUGGUGAGACUCUAAGUGCCUUUCUCGUCAAGCCAGGGAACGCCAGUAAGGCAAAGAAUGUGACUCUCCUGAUGUUUCAUGGAAAUGCAGGAAAUAUUGGCCACCGACUUCCCAUCGCUAAGAUCUUGGCGAAUGAAAUGUAUUGUAAUGUCUUGAUGCUUCAGUAUCGAGGCUACGGCCUGUCCACCGGCAACCCGAACGAAAAGGGCAUCGCGAUCGACUCGCAGACUGGACUUGACUACAUCCGAAGUCGAGAUGAUCUCAAGAGGACCAAGAUCAUCAUUUACGGCCAAAGCCUGGGAGGUGCUGUCAGCAUUGGGCUUGCUGUCAAAAACAAGGACCAGGGUGAUAUCGCUGGCCUGAUUCUCGAGAACACCUUUUUGAGCAUCAAGAAAAUGAUUCCAAGGUAA
Messenger RNA from Aureobasidium uvarum, 657 nucleotides. The record is from the annotation of a GenBank genome assembly. Lineage: Eukaryota; Fungi; Ascomycota; Dothideomycetes; Dothideales; Saccotheciaceae.